This is a messenger RNA of Alternaria postmessia, 2448 nucleotides long. RefSeq lists its product as uncharacterized. The transcript is spliced from 5 exons. NCBI's taxonomy places the organism in Eukaryota, Fungi, Ascomycota, Dothideomycetes, Pleosporales, Pleosporaceae. Bases 1 to 2448 code for a protein of 815 amino acids. The record is from RefSeq and is a predicted model, not a curated record. Gene Ontology annotation, cellular component: RSF complex. Gene Ontology annotation, biological process: regulation of DNA-templated transcription.
AUGCCGUCUCGAAAACGCGCCGCCGAGGAAAUGGAGGCCGAGGCGCCUGUCGAAGAGCCCAGCACAUUGCAGAAACUGCGCAACAUGUGGCAGUUCUCCAACCUGGCCCAGUACAUCAGUCUGUUCGGCGACGCGGUCAAAAUCGACAAGGACUUUGACAUCGAGGAAUUGGAGUCUGAAUGCCUCAACCCACAGCCGUCCGAGAAACUUGCACAAAUUGGCCUAGCGCUGCUGAAGCACGUAUCGUCACACAAGGGCUUGACACCCGAGAUCUUUGAUGAAUACACCCGCCGACAGUAUGUCGCGAAAGCGCCCGCGCGAAACCCCUUUGGCGAGGAAGAGGAGCCCAACAAAUUCCACGAUUUCGACGUCUUCACCAAGAUACGCGUGUUGCAGCAGUUAUCUGUGUGGACGCUCAACAACCCAAACACAAUAAGAGAGAAAAUGGCAGCGACGGAUAACGAGCAGACGCUCUGGCGUAUGGAGCCCACAGGCUGGGACUCGCAAGAACGAUCGCUCUAUGUUCUAGAUGACAACCGCAUGUACCGAAUGACAGAUCCACCACCGCCUCCCGAACCUGCCAAAGCCAAAGCCAAACCAAAGUCCAGGAAAUCAAAAGGAUCGAGAUCCAGCAAGCGACAAAAGGCGUCUACUCCCGAGCCCGAAGAAGCCGCCGAUGAUGAGCAAGUAGCGGACGAACAUCAGCCUGAGACGAUAGACGACGGUCUUGGUGGUAAGAAGUGGGAGUGUAUCUGCGUUACCUUGGAAGACUACCAGGAGUACAUGAACAGUAUCCGGAAGAGUCGCGACCCAAACGAGAAGAUACUCUACAAAAGGCUCCAGGAGGACGUCAUCCCUGUUAUGGAGGGGCUGGCAGAGGAGCAAGCGAGAAAGCAGGCCCGCAAGUUGAAAGAGUUGGAAAACUUGCAGAAACUUGCCACGGCAAAGCGCUCAUCCCGAAUCUCAUCGCGCCUUGAAAAGCAGAAAGAGGUGGAAGAGGCUGAGGCUGCAGAACGUAAGAGGCGGGAGGAGCUUGCCAUGGCCAAGGCAGAGCAAGAGAGACAGAAGAAGAUGGAGGAAGCACAAGACUCUCGCAGGAUGACUCGUGAGCAACGGCUAAAAGAGCGUGAGACGGCCAAGAUCCUCAAAGAAGAGGAGCUGCGCAAGCUGCAAGAGAACGAACAAAAACUGGCCUCGAAUAAUGCAAGACUAUCGGAGCGGCACCUGAAGGCCAUGAUGAAGAAGCACGAAAGUGACCUCAAGAGGCUCAACGAGGAAGAAGACUGGUUCUUUGACUGCGAGAAGUGCGGCACCUAUGGCUCUAACCUCAACGACAACACGCCUCAGAUAUCAUGUGAGAAGUGCAACGUUUGGCAACACAUGAAGUGCCACGGCAUUACAGAAGAACAGGCCGAUGAUUCGAAGUUUGUGUUUGUCUGUACUGCCUGCAAACGUAAAGAGGAAGAGGCGGAUCAACCGAAGCCUCAGUCUCUCAAGUUACGAUUGACAUCACAAUCGCCAUCUUCUCAAAGCCUAGCAGAAGCAAAUGGCAACGGACCCUCCAUGCCACGACUACCAGCACCGCAAGCCUUCCAGCCGUCUAUGCAUCCUGUACAGCCGUGGGUCGAUGGCCCAAGUCUAUCUCCUCGUGGUCAAGCUUUGGGUCCGCCUGGUAUACAAAGAUCGGAAGCUGCCUAUGGAUCGCCCACAAAGGGCACAAACGGUAGCAUGUCAUCACCGAUACGAUCUCACUUCUCAUCCCCUGGCCACAGAACUGGGAACGGUCAUCCGACGUCUUCACCUCCACCUUACAACCUCGAGCGAAUACCGAGCAGCCCAACCAAAAGCUUCCACAUGCCACAACCACAGCAGAACGGCAGCUCAUUUGGGGGCCCAAAUCCGUUCGAUUCCAACCCCUUUGGACCACCACAGCCGGCAGCACCACCGUACGCGCGAAGCUUCAGUCGCCCAGCAUCAGCAGCAGGCCCAGGCGGCUCGCCAGUAAAACACUCUCCGGCGGCCUCUCCCCGUCCAGCCAACGGUCUACCACCUAGUUUCAACUUCAACAGCCCACAUUCUUCUUUCCCACCUAGCUCGGCCAACCGUCCAUCAUUCUCCCCGACCAAACAUAGUUCGCCCGCACCUCUUCCAGCAAACAUGUCAUCACCGGCCCCAGCACCAAUGCGUAUAGCUCCGUCUCCAUCGUCCCAAAUGCCUGCCCAGAUGCUCCCCGAUCCCAUCCCAGCGCCAUUGAAGCACGAUGGUAUGCGGCCAAUAUCGAGUCAUCAGAUGUCUGAGACACCCAUCUUUCCGCCAGUUAAGAGCCUGGAACCCCUUUCUAGCCCCACGAUCCUUGACCCACCUGUUAAAAAGUCGAGUCCUGCGCCGGACAGGUUUCUUGAUAGGAUGAAUGGUUUGAAUGGGGUUGGACAUGGUAGCAGUCAGUAA